AUUACUUGCUGCAGGGAACUAAACGCAGAUCAAUGAACUCGGUUAAAUAAACUGGUUGGUGAUUCAAAAUUGGAAUUGAAUCAGGGUUGUAUUGUCACAGGGAUUGGCACAGUGCGUUUAAAGUGGCAACAAGAAGUAACAACAACACAACGGAUUACUGGGCCCGUGUAAUAACCUUCAACUCUAUCUGGAAUAGAGUAGGCUACGAGUCACACUUUUCUGCCAAGCCAAGCUUUUUUGCAUACAAAAAAAAUAUUACAUCUGCGUAUCGGGGACAACUGAAAAUUAUAGGAAUGAUCUUUGCAAAUACAGUCAACCCUUUAAGGACGACAUAUCGCAAGCAGCAACCAUUUGCUCUAAACCAACACCCAAUGGCUCCCCCCAGCCCCAGUACUAACAGCAGUGCCAACCACAGCAGUAGCAGCAGCAAUGCAGGAUGGGACCAGCUAAGCAAAACUAACCUCUACAUCCGAGGACUGCCACCAGCCACCACUGACCACGAUCUCGUCAAACUCUGCCAGCCGUAUGGCAAAAUUGUAUCAACAAAGGCAAUCCUGGAUAAGACAACAAACAAAUGCAAAGGUUAUGGUUUUGUGGAUUUUGACAGUCCAGCUGCUGCUCAGAAGGCUGUUUCUGCGUUGAAGGCAACUGGUGUCCAGGCCCAGAUGGCAAAGCAACAAGAACAAGACCCAACAAACCUGUAUAUUUCCAACUUGCCUCUUUCUAUGGAUGAACAAGAGCUAGAAAGUAUGCUUAAACCUUUCGGGCAGGUCAUUUCUACUAGAAUAUUACGGGAUUCUAAUGGUGCAAGCAGAGGCGUUGGCUUUGCAAGGAUGGAAUCAACAGAGAAGUGUGAAGCAGUCAUUUCACAUUUUAAUGGGAAAUUCAUUAAGAUGCCACCGGGAAUCCCUGUGCCCAAUGAACCCUUAUUAUGCAAGUUUGCAGAUGGCGGACAAAAAAAGAGGCAAAAUCAAAACAAAUAUGUUCAGAAUGGCAGAGCGUGGCCGCGAGAGGGCGAGGUGAGGCUAGCCGGAAUGACCCUGACAUAUGAUCCAACUACAGCUGCUAUGCAAAAUGGAUUUUAUCCUUCACCAUACAGUAUUGCAAACAGGAUGAUGGCUCAGACUUCUAUUGCACCCUAUAUAUCACCUGUUUCAACAUAUCAGGUACAGACUCCUUCCUGGAUGCCUCAUCAACCGUAUAUCAUGCAGCAUCCUGGAGCAGUACUAUCACCCUCUAUGGACCACACAAUGUCAUUACAACCCACAUCAAUGCUAAACCCACUGACACAACAAAUGAGUCACCUUUCACUAGGCAGCACAGGAACGUUUAUGCCUGCGACAACAGCUAUGCAAGGUGCUUAUAUUCCCCAGUAUGCUCACAUGCAGACCGCAGCUGUUCAAGUAGAGGAAAACAGUGGUCAGCAACAGGUGGAGUCAUCUAAUGAUCAUUCUUCCUACACGUAUCAACAAAACAAGUAAUACAGAUGUGCAAUGAUAACCGAGAUGUGCAAAGACUGAAACAAUCAUGGCUUCCUCUGAUUGACCGUGCUUUAAGAACGGCUCUACAUUUUGCAAAGGUUCUGCAAAGAUUACAUUUUGUUUAUAAUAAUAAUCAAUUGAAACAGACUAUUUUUGGUAUAAGUUGUAUGAGGUGCAUAAAAGUGCUUGCUUUCAUCAAAAGGAUGCGAAUUCUCAAAAAUAGUUUUAUUUUAAUAAGAAAGAAAGUUUAUUUUUACCAAGCAUUGUCACAUUGACACAAGAACUCUUUGUGCACAGAAGACCAUGUGACAAGGUGCAUGACAGGAAAGACUUUUUUUUUUGUUCUUAUUAUUUGUGAUUGAAUUUUUCUUUUGUUGUAUUGAGAUUUUUUUUCUGAAGUUUUAUUAGCCGAACAUCUUUUAAAAUGAUGUUCUGUGCUUGCUGUGUGAGUUGCUAUGGUGAAGUGUUACUUGUCUUUUCUUGUUAGGUGUUUGCCUUUUUGGUGUAGAUUGAUCUGUCCUAUACAAUUUGCCUUAAAUUUUUUCACACAAUAACUGUAUAGGCAACUAUGUAGAAUAGUUAAGCAAGAAUAAGUUCAAAAGAAAUGCCUUGUAAAUCAGCAACUUAGGGCUUUUUUAGUAUAUAGCUAUUUCAAUUAGCUAAACAAAUCUUUUGGUUUCUAAUGUGUUUUAGUGAAACACAUUUUCUGAAUCUGAUGGAAUUGUAAUAGGAUUUAAUGUUUGUAAUUAUCAGAACGCUCAAACGUCUUCUGGUUGUUUUGAAUGAGUUAGGAAUUCUGCUGAAUGAUUUACAUUUAAAAAAAAUCUUGCCUUUUUUUAAACUAACUUGAUGUUGUAGUUUUAACUUAAGAAACAGAUGGGGUGGGGGAUUGGGGGUCUGUCAAAUUGACAGGAUGUUUUUUGUCUUUUGCUUUAUAAUUAAAACAAUACUUAGAUUUCUGAUUGUUCAAAAACUAGCAAACAAAAACCAUGCCUUUACAAGGCAACAAUGGCAAAAGCUAAAUGAUUUUUGGUUUAAAAAAAAAAGCUGAGAGAUUAACAAAUAGAGGCUAGCUCCCCUUUAAGGGAAAAACAAAAGACUUUAAAAAAGGUUAACUUCACCAAAGAACUGUGAGCGAGCAAAAAAGGGUGGUUUACUCUCAGCAUUUGCAUUUGAUGUCAUCUUUUACUUUUUGCCAGACCAGUUUGCAGUUAGGAGAAUGUGCCUUUUUUUGUACAUUUGCAUUUUUUUUUCUAGUUUUAUUGAUGUACAGUAUGACACACAAAAAAAGCAUGCAGGAAGAUUUUGAUCCGAGCAGUGCCACACUCGUCAUCACUACAGAAACGUAACACGUAAAGAAAGAAAAAGAAUUUGAAACUAUGAAAUGAUUUCUUAAAAAAUAAUAAUGCUCUGCAUUUCACAUUUUAGAACAACUCUCUUUUUUUUAAUUUAAAAAAAAAAAAAUUAUGAAAGCUUUAUAAUUUUAAUCAUAUUUGCCUAAAACAUUAUACGAAUUAAGUUGUCUUCCAAAAGACUGUUUUUUACCUGGUCAGCCAAGACUGAUUAGUUAUCUACCUCAGAAUUUUCUUUCUCUUUUGUAUUGGGACGGGUUUGCUGGACCUGCCUGUUUCCACAGACCAAACUCUCCCAGCUCAGGAGCGGGAGUUAAACAAGUUAUUUCGGGGGGUAUUGUUUUCUUCAAUUUAUUUUUAUUUUUUUAAAUUUUUCUUUCUUUUUUUAUAGGAAUAUUGUAUGUGAGCGUGUUUAGUUGUGUCCAGGCCUUCGGUUUCAUAGUUUCAAAAGUAAUUGCUGCUUUCAUUGAUAUAUAGUAGAUUCCAGUAGUUGAUGAAGUCAAGAAAUAAUCCAAAAGUUGUGGUAUUACAGGAUCUUUGCUUCCUAAAAUAUUGUUGCUUUGAGUCCAGACAGACCUGCAGCAGCUUCCCAUACAUUUAGUUUGUUGGGGUUUUUUUUUAUUUUGUAUUUUUUACCAUGUAUGAACCGUAGACACACUUGAUUUCUACAGUAUAUAUUGCCUAAGACUGAAACAUAGUACUGGCAACAGCUGUGUGGGGUUUUGCUGCUAGUGAUGUCUGAACUAAGUGCCAUACUCUGUGUCUGGGAAAGAGUUAGGAAAAUACUCUGUAGAUAAAUAAAUCCUUUAAUUAAACAUUGCAUACUAGACAGCGAUUAAAUUAUACAAAAAUAAAUAAUUUAUGAAGAGAGACCUUUUGUACAGAUUGUUCGAAGAAAAAAAGAUUUUCAUAGAGAUGUCUAUAUGAUCAAGAGAGUUCAUUUCUUUUAUUUUUUAUUAUUUUACAUGUGCCACAAACUUGCCAGUGGUAACUUGUAUGUCUGGUUAAAGAUACUCUUUCUGUACUUUUGUUUUCUAGUACUUGUUAAAGCCAAAAAGACAUUUGUGAACUGUAAAAAAUGAUUAGAUUGUUACUUAAGUUUUUUUUUUCUGUUAAUUUCUUUGAAAACUUUUGAAUAAAAACAUAAAUUGAAAA
Molecule: messenger RNA, 3988 nt
Organism: Acipenser ruthenus (sterlet)
Lineage: Eukaryota; Metazoa; Chordata; Actinopteri; Acipenseriformes; Acipenseridae
Product: RNA-binding motif, single-stranded-interacting protein 1-like
Exons: 14
Coding region: 294-1481 (395 amino acids)
Cellular component (GO): ribonucleoprotein complex; cytosol; nucleus
Molecular function (GO): poly(U) RNA binding; poly(A) binding; mRNA 3'-UTR binding
Source: RefSeq, a predicted model, not a curated record